Peniophora sp. CBMAI 1063 is the source of this 3453-nucleotide messenger RNA. The record is from the annotation of a GenBank genome assembly. NCBI's taxonomy places the organism in Eukaryota, Fungi, Basidiomycota, Agaricomycetes, Russulales, Peniophoraceae.
AUGGGUGCUCACGCCUCAUCUUCCUCGCACCCACCGCCCGAUCUCGCCGAACGUCUGGCUGCAUACAACGAACGACUGGCCAAAAUCCGUCAGCGCAUCGGCGACAAAGACGACAUCGAAGACGUCUGUUCAGCACUACGUCGCGUCGAGAAAUCCGGAUCAAGCCGUCGUCCUCCCAAAGCAGCGCCUCUCAGACCACUCGGAGUGGCGCUCUACGAACGCUUCGAACGGCUGGGCGUAAUCGAGGAUAUUGACGAUGCUAUAUGGGCCUCGCGCAGUGCAGCCGAGCUCGGCACUGAGGAGUCGGAGCGGUAUGUUUGGCUGCACGACCUCGGCAAGUCUUUGCGCGCGCGCUUCGAACAAGUGGGAGACGCCCAGGAUAUUCACGAGUCCGUUACGGUGCUUCGGCGCGCGGUGGAACUUACGCCCGACUGGUACCCCGACCGACUUGCGCACCUGAACAGUCUCGGCAACUCGUUGCAUGCCCGCUUCGACUCGCUUGGAGAUCCUCAGGACCUCGAAGACGCCAUCCUCACAUAUCGGCGUGUCAUCGAGCUUACCCCGGACGGGUAUACGGACAAGCUAGCCGGGUAUCACAACCUCGGCAGUCUAUUGCAGAAACGCUACAAAAGAUUCGGCGAGCUGGACGAUCUCGAACAGGCUAUCUCGAUGCAGCGUCGCGCCGCCAAGCUGGCUGACGCCCAUCCUGCAAAACCCGCACAGUUGAAUGGUCUCGGUAUUUCAUUGCACACCCGCUUUGUACGUCUGAACGACCUAGAAGAUCUCGAGGAGUCUAUACGAGUGCAUCGACGCGCAGUCGACCUCACUCCCGCCAACCACCCCGACCGAAUCGGCUGGCUCCAGUUCCUCGCCGUCUCUGUAGACAGCCGCUCCCAGCAACUUGACGAUCCCAAGGAUCUCGAGGAAGCGAUCAAGAUCAUGCGCCACGUCACGGAGCGUACACCCGAUAGCCACCCAGCCAAAGCGGACCGCUUGCACUUCCUCGGCGUUGUGCUGCACCAGCGCUUCAGGCGGACCGGCGAGCUCGGCGAUCUAGAGGAAGCCAUCAUCGCGCAGCGGAAAGGGUUAGGAAGUGCGCUCGAAGGGCACCCGAUGAACUCAGACUGGUUCAAUAGUCUCGGGCGUUCGCUCCAGUCGCGCUUCCGACGACUUGGGGAGCCAGCGGACUUGGAUGAAGCCAUCUCCAUGCACCGCCGUGCUGUGGACCUUACACCCGAAGGCCAUCCGGACAGACCUGGGCAGCUAAACAACCUUGGAACUAUACUAUCCGUACGCUUUGACCGCCUCGGCGAGCUCGGCGAUCUUGACGACGCUAUCGCGAACGUGCGCGCUGCGGCGAACCUCACGCCGGAGGAGCAUCCGAGCAAAGCGACGAUGUUGAGCAAUCUUGGGGUUAUGCUGCGCGAGCGCUUUAUUCGUCUUCAAGAGCCGCGGGAUCUCGACGACUCUGUCGCUGUAUCUCGUCGCGCAGUUGAAUCUUCGGCGAACGAUCCACAGCUCGCGUCUCGACUCAACAACCUCGGGAACUCCCUCCGCAAACGCGCUGAGCUUCGCAAAGAGAUCACUGAUGUCGACGCUGCCAUCUCUGCAUAUGAGCGCGCAAUAGACCUCACACCCGACGAGCACCCGAACCAAUCAAUCUGGCUCUUAAACUUAGGCUGGGCCCGCUGCGAGCGCUACCGAAGCUCCAAGAACGCCGACGACUACCACGCCGCGGUAUCCUGCUUCAUGAAAGCCGCCACCCAUCCCCAAAGCAUCCCCACCUCCCGCCUCGCCGCCGCGGAAGACUGCAUCUGGCUCCUCACCACCUUCCCCAAGCACAGCACCCAAGACUCCCUCUUAGCCGCGCAUGCGUGCGUCUUCGGCGUCGUCCCCGAGAUCGUGUGGCUCGGGCACGGUAUCCAGAGAAGAUACUCGGAGUCGUCGCGGCUCGCGGGGUUUAUUGGUGCGGCGGCGGCGGCGGCUGUUGGGGCUGGGGAGCUGGGGCAGGCGGUGGAGUGGCUUGAGGCGGGGAGGGCGCUCGUGUGGGCGCAGAUUUUGGCGCUGCGUACGCCGCUUGAUGAGCUGCAGGCGGUGCAUCCGAAGCUUGCGGAUGAGCUUCGUAGUGUGCAGCAGGAACUGCGGCAGUCCGUGCCGAUGUCUUCGUCGCAGGGUUAUCAUAGAUCUGAGGAUGGCAUUGCCGACGUGCACAAAGAUGGCUCGACGGCGGAUCGUCAUCGUGGACUGGCCAUUCAGUACGACAACAUCAUGAAGAAGAUCCGCCGCUGUCCAGGUUUCGAGGACUUCCUACGCCCGAAAUCGUUCAAGGAUCUCGUACUCCCAUCCGAGCUGGCCAAAGGCCCCGUCGUCUUCAUCAACGUGCAUCCAACUCGCUGCGACGCUCUGGUUCUGCACCCAGGCGGAGACGUCGCUUGCGUACCGCUUCCUGGUCUCUCGACGGAUCGUGCGCUCAAGUUGCGCGCACUGUGGACUUCACAGCUGAGGGGUGCCGGAGUGCGUGUGCGUGCGGCGUUGCAUAUAGGCGGCGGAGACGACUUCACGUAUACGGCUCGUGUGUUGAAGUUUACGUGGGAGUGGAUCGUUCAGCCGAUUCUGCAGUCCUUGCAGCUUUUGACGGAAAACUCGUCUGAUGAGGCGUUACCGCUUAUCACUUGGUGUCCUACAGGGCCGUUGACGCAAGUACCUCUACAUGCCGCGGGCAUAUACACCGACCCCCUCGGUCCACGCACGUUCAACUACGUCGUCUCAUCCUACACACCCUCCCUCUCCGCACUGCACAGAAGCUACGAAGGCAUCACCAAACAACAUCCAGACCCGAGAGUCCUCAUCGUAACACAACCCGCCACGCCGAAGCACUCUCCUCUACCGGGUACAAAAGCCGAAGGCAUUCGUCUCCAAGAGAUCCUCUCCCACGCGCACAUCGACAGAGAACUACUCAACCACGACCAAGCGACCAUCGACUCCGUGAGCGCCGGUAUGAGCAAGUACGCCUGGGUCCAUCUCGCCUGCCACGGCGUGCAACACCCCGACGACGCGACGAAAAGCGCAUUCGCGCUCUACGACGGACAUCUGACGCUAUCCACGCUCAUGUCCACCGCCGCCUCCGACGCCGAGCUCGCGUUCCUCUCCGCAUGUCAGACGGCCACGGGCGACGAGAACAACCCGGAAGAAGCCGCGCAUCUCGCGGCGGGGAUGUUGGCGGUGGGGUUUAAGGGCGUCGUGGCGACGAUGUGGUCGAUCGGCGAUCGGGAGGCGCCGGUUGUUGUUGAGGCGUAUUAUCAGAGGUUGCUGGAGAUGCGCGAGUGUGGUGGGAUUGGGACGGGGCGGACGGGGGCGGCGUAUGCGUUGCAUGAGGCGGUGAGGGUGUUGAGGGAGAAGGUGGGCGAGAAUAAGGUCGUGAAGUGGGCGCCGUUUGUGCAUUUUGGUAUUUGA